This is a messenger RNA of Blepharisma stoltei, 1062 nucleotides long. The record is from the annotation of a GenBank genome assembly. NCBI's taxonomy places the organism in Eukaryota, Ciliophora, Heterotrichea, Heterotrichida, Blepharismidae.
AUGUCUUUAGCUUCACAGCUUCCAGUAAGCAAAGCUGCUGUAGAUCUAAGCAGACAAAUUCUUUCAUCAUUUCGAUCACCAAACCCUGAUUUGAAAACUCUUACCAAAUCUCUUGAUGAUUUUAUGAAUGACUCUGGAAAUCACAUCAAUUAUGUUUUAGAAAGUGACAUCAUAAAGAAUUUUGUGAUCUCUAUAGAUCAUUUAGACUUCGAAUUAAAUGACUUGUCUACAAUACUCUACUGGUCCACAAUUUCCAGAUUCCAAAUCCCAGAAAUCAAACUAAAAAAUUUUGAACUAAAAUUUUUGCUUAAGUACAAAACAAUAUUUAAAGACAAUCUGAUAAAGCUUCUUUACUCAUAUGCAACACUUUAUAGACAUAACCCUUUUAUCAUAAAGCUAAUUGAAGUAAAAGAUAAAUCAGAUUGGACAUGCAGUGAUUUCAUCACGACUGCUUAUUCUUUAUGUGUCCUUAGACAAUAUAAUCCUAAGCUUUGAAUAGACUUUUCUCCAGAUCUUUCUGCACUUACAGUUGGUCUUUCACAGGAAGUAAGACAUGUCAGAUAUGCAAUAAAUACAGAAGCCCCUGAGCUAUUAGAUCUCAAACUGAGAAGUGGUAAAAUUUUAGGAGAUGCGCUUAAUGAUGCAAUGAUUCCUUCUUCGUCAAAGCCAGAAAGUGACGUUUCUUUAGUUCCUGCACAUUUAAAUGAUAAAAUAAGGCUAGGGAGAAUGCAUACAGAAGUGAAAUAUUUACUAGCAAAAAUGAUGAAAUUCAAUGAAAAUUAUAAUAUAGAAGAUGCUUAUAUUGUGGAUUUUUUAAAGAAAGGGACAAAAACUGCUAUUGAUAUUGAUGGACCAUUGCAUUAUUUUUUUCCUGAUAAAGGAGAAAAAACUCAAAAAUACAAACUCAUCGGCCAGAUUUUAAUGAAAUAUAGGCUGUUAAAUCAGAAUGGAUGGGAGGUAGUUACGCUUCCGCAUUUUGAGUAUCACAGGUAUAGAGAUGGGGCUGAAAAAUCAAUGUAUAUUCAGAAAAAACUUGAAGAGGCAAACGUUAGUUUAGAUUAA